AUGAAGUUACAGCAUAAUCUAAUUUGCGUGCUAAUUUUUGGACUUUGUGGCCAUAUCGGAUCAAAUUUAGCUCCUGUGGUGUUCAUACCUGGAGAUGGUGGAGCUCAAUUGGAGGCCAAAAUAAACAAAACUCAGAAGAUCCAUUACAUAUGUGAAUCAGUAUCAAACGAUUUCUUUAACAUAUGGUUGAACCUAGAACUUCUGAUGCCUUUAAUCGUAGAUUGUUGGAUAGACAAUGUAAGGUUAAUAUAUGACAACAAAACUAGAACAACCAGAAACAAUGACGGAGUAGAUAUAAGAGUUCCUGGCUGGGGUGGAAGUGAGACUGUCGAAUGGUUGGAUCCCAGUCAUGCAUCUACAGGAAAAUAUUUCGUAGGAAUAGGAAACACCUUGGUUGAAAUGGGGUAUGUGAGGAACGUUAGUAUUAAAGGAGCUCCUUAUGAUUUUAGGAAAGCACCAAAUGAGAACCAAGACUUUUUUGUGAAUCUCAAAACCUUAGUAGAAGAUACCUACAAAGAAAACAACAAUACUCCAGUAGUACUGUUGGCCCAUUCCAUGGGUGGGCCCAUGUCACUGACAUUUUUAAACAGGCAGACUCAAUCUUGGAAAGAUAAAUAUAUUAGAUGUUUGAUAUCUUUGGCUGCUGUUUGGGGAGGGUCUGUUAAAGCAGUAAAGGUAUUUGCAAUUGGUGAUGAUUUGGGAUCGUACGCCCUCAGAGAGAGUGUAAUGAGAGAAGAACAGAUAACGUCACCGAGCUUGGCUUGGCUGUUACCGUCGAAACUGUUUUGGAAACCAGAUGAGGUAUUGGUGCAGACUGAUAAGAAAAACUACACGAUCAAUGAUUUAGAACAAUUUUUUCAAGGGAUCAAUUAUCCUAACGGUUGGGAAAUGCGGAAAGAUACAGAACCGUAUCAAGUGAAUUUUAAACCGCCAGGCGUUGAAGUUUAUUGUUUAUAUGGAACAGGAGUUAAGACUGUGGAAAGGUUAUAUUACAAACCUGGAACUGAUUUAACGGGGUAUCCUACCCUGAUAUACGGCGAUGGAGAUAGUACGGUCAAUCGACGCUCUCUAGAAGGAUGCAUACACUGGCGAACGCUUCAGAAACAAAAAGUGUUCGUGCAAGAAUUACCGAAUGUGGAUCAUUUGCAAAUUUUGCAGGACAAAAGCACUCAGCUGUACGUUAAAGAAAUUCUUAAAAAGAUAGCCAUGACAAAAAGAACAAAACGACGAAAAAGCUACAAGGACUAUUUAGGAAGAUGGAGGUGGAAUUGA
This is a messenger RNA of Diabrotica balteata, 1272 nucleotides long. NCBI's taxonomy places the organism in Eukaryota, Metazoa, Arthropoda, Insecta, Coleoptera, Chrysomelidae. The record is from the annotation of a GenBank genome assembly.